GGUAGGAAAAAAAUCAAUGCGUCGGGCGACGGCGACGCCGAAACGUGCAACGUCUAACGUCGCGCAUACGUAAAAGCGUCACCGUCAACGCAUUCUCGUUUAGUCGAAUUAAAACCGUGAACGCGCUCCUGGCCACUGUUCGGUGGUCAUCUAGGAAGCCCUAUGCGAUAUCCUAGGUGAGGUAAGAAUUAACAACCGCGUGAAUGCCUCCGUUUGGCACAAAAUGUCGUCUACUGGUGAGGAGGUGUUGCAAGUUAACGUUACCAUUCACGACACCUGCCUGGAUGAUAGAAAGUACUGGUGUUUCAUACUUUCAUCCAUUUGUACUUUCAUCGCGGGAUUACUUAUUGUGCUCGUGUGGAGGUUGUUUGCGUUUUUGUGUUGUAGAAAGGAUCCCGAAUUGGGACCUAACGAUCCGAAACAAAAAGAACAAAAGGCCGCUAGACAGGGAAAACAAGAAUUCGAAGGGACUUUUAUGACGGAGGCCAAGGACUGGGCGGGAGAAUUGAUAUCCGGCCAAACCACUACGGGAAGGAUUUUGGUUGUCUUAGUAUUCAUUCUGAGCAUAGCUUCUUUAAUAAUUUACUUCAUAGAUGCCUCAAAUGAAAAGGUAGAACGCUGCCAAGAAUGGAGCUCCAAUAUCACCCAACAAAUCGACCUCGCCUUCAACAUAUUUUUUAUGGUCUAUUUUUUUAUAAGAUUCAUAGCGGCUAGUGACAAGCUUUGGUUUAUGUUAGAAAUGUAUUCGUUUGUGGAUUAUUUUACGAUCCCACCUUCGUUUGUGUCCAUCUAUUUGGAUCGUACAUGGAUUGGUCUUCGUUUUUUGCGUGCUUUACGUUUAAUGACAGUACCGGAUAUAUUACAGUACCUCAACAUUCUAAAGACUUCUAGUUCAAUACGGCUUGCUCAGUUAGUUUCCAUAUUUAUAUCUGUAUGGCUCACAGCAGCCGGAAUUAUCCAUUUGUUGGAAAAUUCCGGGGAUCCUUUAGAUUUCAGUAAUCAACAUCCUUUGCCGUAUUGGAAUUGUGUAUAUUUCUUGAUCGUUACUAUGUCAACGGUGGGAUACGGAGACGUCUAUUGCCAUACGGUAUUGGGAAGAGGAUUUUUAGUAUUUUUUCUACUUGUCGGAUUGGCGAUAUUCGCCAGUUGUAUCCCAGAAAUAAUAGACUUGAUCGGAACUAGACCAAAAUAUGGUGGAACCUUGAAGAACGAGAGAGGCCGAAGGCACAUAGUUGUAUGCGGGCAUAUAACAUACGAAUCGGUUUCACAUUUUCUAAAAGACUUUCUACACGAAGAUCGAGAAGACGUCGACGUCGAAGUCGUUUUUUUACAUAGGAAACCACCAGACCUAGAACUGGAAGGUCUUUUCAAGAGACACUUUACCACUGUAGAAUUCUUCCAAGGUACCAUUAUGAACCCUAUUGAUCUGCAAAGGGUGAAGGUACAUGAAGCCGAUGCGUGCCUAGUUUUAGCCAACAAAUACUGCCAAGAUCCAGAUGCGGAAGAUGCAGCUAACAUUAUGAGAGUUAUAUCGAUUAAAAACUAUAGUGACGACAUUCGGGUUAUCAUACAAUUGAUGCAAUAUCAUAAUAAGGCAUACUUGUUGAAUAUACCAUCUUGGGAUUGGAAACAGGGAGACGACGUCAUCUGUUUGGCAGAAUUGAAAUUGGGAUUUAUAGCACAAUCAUGUUUAGCGCCGGGAUUUUCUACAAUGAUGGCAAAUCUUUUCGCAAUGCGUUCUUUCAAAACGAAAUAUGCGCAUCUAUCGAGGUCUCCUGAUACGCAAGUUUGGCAAAACGAUUAUCUACAAGGAACGGGAUGCGAGAUGUAUACGGAAACGUUGUCCACCUCGUUCACUGGCAUGUCGUUCACCCAGGCUAGCGAGUUAUGUUUCAUUAAACUCAAGUUACUUCUGUUGGCGAUAGAAGUUCGAGGAAUUGAAGGGGCGGAUACAAAAAUAUCCAUCAAUCCAAGGGGAGCCAAAAUCGUUGCUAAUACUCAGGGAUUCUUCAUUGCUCAAUCAGCUGAUGAAGUGAAAAGGGCUUGGUAUUAUUGCAAAGCUUGCCAUGAGGAUAUAAAAGACGAAACUUUAAUCAAGAAAUGCAAAUGUAAAAAUUAUGUCGGAAUGAUCAUGAUGCAAACGGGCAUGGUCAAACAAAGCCUUAACGCCUGUGAAAGAUACUUGGAUGUAGCGACGUUCAGGAAAGGCAUCAGGACCAUACAAAUGGUUGGUCUAGCAAAUGACCAUCAUCCCGCUCCCACUUUUACUCCGCCAGAAUUGCCCAAGAAAGUGCAUAUACGAGGUGAUAUGAAUCGUCAUGAUGAUGUCAAUUUGGCACACAGGAAUCCAAAUCAUAGGAAUAGUACAAUAGCCAUGACGAAUAUGGUAAAUGUAACGAAACAAGUUAAUAAAGUAAAACCGAAUAUUACCAGAAGUGCAACGGAUAAUGUGACAUCUCCGGAUUAUAAUUCGAGAGUGCCGGAACAAGAGACUACAUCUUACGCCGGCUAUCAUCUAGCAUAUGAAGUGAAAAAACUCAUGCCGACGAGUAGAAGCAGCGGCGGAAAUAAUCAGAAUAACAACGGUGUGGCUUUACCUGUAGGUUUAGCAGACGAUCAAGCCAAAGACUUCGAUUUCGAAAAAACCGAAAUGAAAUACGACAGUACUGGAAUGUUUCAUUGGGGUCCUGCGAAAAAUUUAGAAGACUGCAUACUGGAUCGCCAUCAAGCAGCGAUGACCGUUUUGAAUGGUCACGUGGUAGUUUGCUUAUUCGCCGAUCCAGAUUCUCCGCUGAUAGGUCUAAGAAAUUUAGUUAUGCCAUUGAGAGCUAGUAAUUUUCAUUAUCACGAACUUAAACACGUUGUUAUAGUAGGUUCAGUUGAUUACAUCAGGAGAGAAUGGAAGAUGUUACAGAAUUUACCUAAAAUUUCCGUAUUAAAUGGUUCUCCGCUAAGUAGAGCGGACCUUCGUGCCGUUAACGUAAACUUAUGUGAUAUGUGUUGCAUUCUAUCAGCUAAAGUACCGAGCAACGACGAUCCUACUUUGGCGGAUAAAGAAGCGAUUUUAGCGUCUCUUAAUAUUAAAGCAAUGACAUUCGAUGAUACUAUAGGUGUUUUAAGUCAAACUAAUGGAACGAACGAAGCUGGUACACCCGUCGGUAGUCCCAUUAUUCUACAAAGGAGGGGAUCCGUUUACGGAGCCAACGUUCCUAUGAUAACAGAAUUAGUAAAUGAUAGCAACGUCCAAUUCUUGGAUCAAGAUGAUGACGACGAUCCGGAUACGGAACUUUAUCUAACGCAACCUUUUGCUUGCGGCACGGCGUUCGCCGUUAGCGUUUUGGACUCGUUGAUGUCUACAACUUAUUUCAAUCAAAAUGCCUUAACUUUAAUUAGAUCUUUAAUUACGGGUGGAGCUACACCCGAACUAGAAUUAAUUCUAGCCGAAGGAGCUGGACUUCGAGGAGGUUACAGUACUGCAGACAGUUUAUCGAAUAGAGAUAGAUGCAGGGUAGGACAAAUAUCCUUGUACGAUGGUCCUUUAGCUCAAUUUGGCGAAACUGGAAAAUACGGGGAUUUAUUCGUAGCGGCCUUGAAACAAUUUGGAAUGUUAUGUAUCGGAUUAUACAGGUUUAGAGAUACUAGUUCGUCGUGUGACGCUAGCAGUAAAAGAUACGUUAUUACGAAUCCGCCGGACGAUUUUCAGUUGUUACCGACAGAUCAGGUAUUCGUGUUAAUGCAAUUUGAUCCUGGUCUAGAAUAUAAACAAGUUAGGAGUCGCACUGGUACCGGCCAAGGCAGCGGUACCGGAGGCGGAGGAACAAAUAAAGACGAAAACUCUUGACUGCUACUUUGCAGCGCCCUAACAGACGGACCAUAUUCGUAUAUUUAGUAAAUUAUCAUAUUUACCGGAUUAAUCUGCAAUAUAUAUAUAUAUAUAUAUAUAUAUAUAUAUAUAUAUAUAUAUAUAUAUAUAUAUAUAUAUAUAUAUAUAUAUAUAUAUAUUUAUAUAUAUUUCAAAUUUUUAUUUAUCUUGAAGUUGAUAUAUUGAUAUAAGCACCAUUCCAAAUUCAUUUUCCAGAUUUCAUUGAAGAAUAAAGAAUCGUUGAAACUAUUAAGUUUGUAUAUAUGAAUUUUUAAAAAAUUAAGUUACGUGCACAACUGAUGUGAUAUUUUAAGGAUUGAUUAUAAAUAGAAAUAUUUGCAACAAAAUUGAAAAUACCAAAAUCAGAUUAAACUGAUAUUUACUGUUAUUUUUAUUUCGUCUCUCCUAGUGCUCGUUUCACAAGAUAUGGGGAGUUUAUCGAUAAUGAAAAACAAAAAACUUUUUUUAUGAAAUUUCUCAAUUUUGUUUCAAACUAUUCGCUUCAUCAAUAGAAGGAUCGAUAGUGUUAACAUUUUGACUAAUUUCCACUAAAAUUUGAUAGAUGGAACCUUUUCUUUUCGGAUUUAAAUACAAUCGAUCCUUCUUUACGAAUAGAUAGAAAUACUGUAAACCAAAGACUUGAAAACAUUGAAUUUUAAUUGUGUAUAAUAGACUAUCGAAUAUUUUUAAAUUGAAUUCGACUUGAAAGUAAAAGGGGCGCUUUAAUGAAGUAUCUACAAUAAAAUUGUAAAUAUUUGUAGUGAAAAUUCGGUAGGAAAUAAAAAUUUUUAUUUUCGAUAAAAAUAUACGUUUCAAUCCGAUUUAAUUACUUUUUUUUUUCUUAUUUAUUCCUUUUUUUUAAUUCAGUUUGAUAUAUAUGUAGUAUGCAACUUAUUCAACCGUUUGAUUAUUAAUAUUGAUGAGAAACAUUGAUUACUGAAUAAAAUUGUAAAUAAAUUGUAAAUAUAUAAAUGUGUAGAGCUUAAUGUGUCCAUACGAGUUUUAAGAUGUACAUUUUUUUAAAAAUUGGAAUCAAGAAGAAAAAAAUCUGUACCCAGUCAGCCAAAAAAGAAUCUUUAUAAGGAUAAGUCGUUUGCUAAUAUUUUUUCAACUCGCCUUUGAAUAUAAAUACAAAUAUAUGUAGUAAAAGGACUGCGAAAUGGGAAUAUGUAGAUAAGAAAAAAGUGGAAGUUAUGUAAGAAUUUGUUUUCGUUAAAUAAAUUUGUACAAACAUAUUUUAUACAUCACUGAUAAAUUUUCACUCAUUGAAAUUACAAAGUACAAAUUUCAUUUAUCGAAAAUCAAUUCAAAUUUUUAUGUUUGCUUAUUAUUCUCACACGUGUAUAAUUGCUUAUUAGGAUUAAAUGAAUAAUUUGAAUUUCAUAUCAAUUUAAAUAUUUUUAUGGAAUUUCAUCGUAGAAUGACUGCACGUAAUUGCGUUUUUUGUACUUUAGUAAUGUUGCAAAUAAAUUUACAUUUGUUGAUACUUUGGAUUUUUUAUGAAAUAUGUUUAAAUAAAGCGAUAUGGAAGAAAAA
This is a messenger RNA of Diorhabda carinulata, 5398 nucleotides long. RefSeq names its product calcium-activated potassium channel slowpoke (gene slo). The record is from RefSeq and is a predicted model, not a curated record. Gene Ontology annotation, biological process: potassium ion transport; transmembrane transport. NCBI's taxonomy places the organism in Eukaryota, Metazoa, Arthropoda, Insecta, Coleoptera, Chrysomelidae. Gene Ontology annotation, cellular component: postsynaptic membrane. Bases 224 to 3841 code for a protein of 1205 amino acids. The transcript is spliced from 28 exons. Gene Ontology annotation, molecular function: large conductance calcium-activated potassium channel activity.